This is a messenger RNA of Tetrahymena thermophila SB210, 3447 nucleotides long. RefSeq names its product phospholipid-translocating P-type ATPase, flippase family protein. Lineage: Eukaryota; Ciliophora; Oligohymenophorea; Hymenostomatida; Tetrahymenidae. Gene Ontology annotation, cellular component: plasma membrane. The transcript has 7 exons. Gene Ontology annotation, molecular function: ATPase-coupled intramembrane lipid carrier activity; ATP binding; magnesium ion binding. Gene Ontology annotation, biological process: phospholipid translocation. The record is from RefSeq and is a predicted model, not a curated record.
AUGCAACGUAAAAAAAAUAGUUCAUCAAACAUGGACUACAUGAAGUAGAAAUAUGACAAUGCUGAGUAUGAUAGCAAAUUUUGUUUUUUUAAAAAGCACAAAAAAGGUUACAAAUUGAGAAAAACUAGGACAAUCUAUCCUUUGAUACCUGAUUAUGAUUUAGUUUCAAAUAAAGUUUCAACAAGCAAAUACACGAUUAUAACUUUUCUACCAAAAAUGCUAAUAUAUUAGUUCAGUAAGUUAGCCAAUGUAUAUUUUUUGAUUAUAGGUCUUAUGUAAUGCAUUACAACCAUUUCAAUGAGUGAUGGCAAGCCAAUCAUGUUCUUGCCAUUUAGCGUAAUACUAUUUAUAUCGGCUCUUAAAGAGAUAUUUGAAGACAAAAAGCGUAAAGAUUAGGAUAACUUAGAAAACUCCCAUCUUGUUAUUUAAAGAGAAGGUCAAAAUCUCAGUUAAGUUCACAGUCACCAGCUCCAUCCUGGUCAUGUUAUCAAAAUUAUGAAAAACGAGUAAAUACCUGCUGAUGUUAUCCUUUUACAGUCCAGCGAAGAAAGUGGAGUUUGCUAUAUUGAAACUAUGAAUUUAGACGGAGAAUCUAAUCUAAAGUUAAGACUAGCUCCAAUUGAAGUCCAGCUGCUUUCAUGGGAAAACUUUUCUAAUAUCGAGGUCCAAUACGAAGCUCCCAAUAAGUAUUUAUAUAACUUUAAUGGAGCUAUGGCUUAUGACGGAAGGUUCAAUAUUUCAAUUAAAGGUAUAAAUGUGCUUCUUAAGGGUAGUUCUUUAAAAAAUACUGAGUUUGUCUAUGGUUUAGUCAUUUACACUGGCCAUGAGACUAAGAUCAUGAUGAACUCUUCUGAGCCUGCUCCCAAAUUAAGCAGCUUAGAAAAGACCAUGAACAAACUAAUCGUCAUCCUUUUUACUGUUCAAAUAUUGACAUGCUUCACCUCAGCUUCAAUAAAUUACUUUUUAACCAAAAAUAUGAAUGAUAGUGGAUAAUUGAAUUACUUAGAAAAAGAUUAAGAACAUAUUCAGCAAGAUACAAUACUUACUGUGCUGAUUAGUAUGGGAACAUGGAUGCUUAUUUUUACUAAUUUUAUUCCUAUUUCUUUGUUAGUUACUUUGGAAGUUGUUAAGUUUUACUAAGGAUAUAAUUUAAUGAGAGAAGAAGGAUAAGGAAAUAUUUCAGUACAAUCAAGCAGCUUAAAUGAAGAAUUAGGACAAAUAAAUCAUAUAUUUUCUGAUAAGACAGGCACUUUGACAUUGAAUAGGAUGGAAUUUAAGAAUGUUUGUGUUAAUGGUGUCAAUUAUGGAAGCAAUUUAGAAAUACCAAAUUAACUUUACAAAAGAAGUAGUGUGCCAAACUAAGAAAACAAAAAAAAAGUUGAUUAUGUAGAUUUUGAUGACUAUGAAUUUUUUAAGCUUGUUGAAUCAAAGGAUUAAAAAACAAUUGAUUUACUACACUGUAUUUUUUUAUGUCAUAAUGUAGUAGUUGAAAAGGACCAUUCCAAUAAUCCUAUGCUUUCCGAUGAUGUUCACUACAGCGCAUCUUCUCCAGACGAACUAGCACUUAUUUCUUUUGCUAAGCUUGCUGGAUACAUUUUUAAAGGUAGCAAGAAGGAAAAUGGAAAAGAAUAUUAUAUUAUUAAGCAUCAAAACUAAAUAUUUGAAUACGAAGUCUUAAAAUUCUUUGAAUUUAACAGUUUUAGAAAGAGAGUUAGUAUUAUAGUAAAAAAUUCUUAAGGAUAAAUUUAGCUUUAUUGCAAAGGAGCUGACUCAAUAAUUGAAUAAAGAUUAAGUGAAUAUGAGUUUUAAUAACAAAAUCUAUCAGUUUCUAAAUCAGUUACAAAUUAAUAUGCAAAUCAAGGUUUGAGAACUUUAUUUUUGGCAAAAAAAGAUUUAUCUGAACAAGAAUAUAAUCAAUGGAGUGAAAAAUAUAGUGAAGCAGAGAGAUCCCUUUAAAAUAGAGAUGAACAAGUAGAAAAGCUAUAAGACUCUAUGGAAAAAGAUUUAAAUUUCUUAGGAGUAACAGCUGUAGAAGAUAAAUUGCAAGAUGAAGUUGGAAACACAAUACAAUCAAUAAGAGAUGCAGGAAUAAAGUUUUGGGUUUUAACUGGAGACAAAAAGGAAACAGCAAUAAAUAUCAGUCAUUCUGCAUAAAUUAUAGACUCAGAUACUUAAAUAAUAGAUAUAGAUGACAAGAAUUUAUAAUUAAUAAAACAAAAAAUUAGAUACUAUUUUUAGAGCGUUUAAGAUAAUUAGCAUGUUAAGUAUUCAUUGAUAAUAAGUGGAGAGUCAUUCCAUACCAUAGAAACAGAUCAGGAAGUUUCUUAUUAAUUUGUAUAACUUUCCAUGAUGGUAUAAAGCGUUAUAGGCUGCAGAUUUACUCCUAGUUAAAAGAAACACGCAGUUUCGCUAGUAAAAAAACAUACAAAAAGAAAACCAACCCUCGCAAUUGGUGAUGGAGCAAACGAUGUGAACAUGAUCUUAGAAGCACAUGUUGGUGUUGGUGUUAAAGGUGUUGAAGGGUCUCAGGCUAGUAGAGCAAGUGAUUUUAGUGUAAAUGAAUUCAAAUAACUUAAAGAGUUACUUUUUGACUAUGGUAGAGAAUGCUAUAGAAAAAAUAGUGAAUUAGUCCUCUUUAAUUUCUUUAAAAAUCUUUUAUUAGUCUUACCUCAAUUCUGGUUUGGAGCUAUAUUAAGUUUAUUCAGUGGAACAAAUUUGUAUGAUCCAUGGAUUUAUCAACUUUUUAAUACCAUUUUUACUGCUCUUCCUAUUGUAAUUUAUGCUUUGACUGAUAGGGAAUAUUCAAAGAGGACAUUACUCUCCAAUUCUAACUUUUACAAAUAAGGAAUGAAGUUUGAAUUGUUUAAUACACAAAUAUUUAUAAAGACAUUAAUUAAUGGCCUUCUUUAAAGUUUUAUUAUAAUAAUUUUAUCAUUUUACUGUUUAGAAAAUACAAUGUUAGACUAAAAUGGAUAAUAAUCAUCACUUUCUUUAACUGGAAUGGUGUCUUUCACAAUAAUAACCCUUUAUGCAAACUUAAAGAUAAUUACUUUCUCUAACACUUUUUCGUUCAUUUCAGUGCUUGGGAUAUUUUUGAGUAUUUCUUUUUAUAUUUUAAGCUACUAUAUUAUGACAGAUGCAACAUAUGCUUAGAAUAAUCCUCUUUGGGAAAGCUUUACUAUAAUUUUUGGAAACCUUAGAAUAGUUAUGACUAUUUUAUUAGCUUGUUCUUUAUUAUUUUUAUUGGAUUUGUCAUAUUAAAGGUUCUCACAUUUUUUGUAUGAUUAGUCCAUUAACUCUUACAGCAAAAUUUAUAGUAAAUUAAGUGGAGAUUUCACAGAAACCUCAAGCUCUUCUAAAGAAGUUAGAGUUGAGCUUAGUGGCAAAUCAAAAAAAAUAGAUAACUAUUAUAAAUUUUCAGGAUCUAUUAAUGGUGAUCAACUUUGA